AUGGAGUCGGGAAUCUUCACGCGGCUUCCCUUCACUCGCACCUUAGUCAAACAAGGUCCUGGCACAAGUGCCUGUACGCAGUGCCGUGCGCUCUUCUUCCUCUCGCCUAUAGCGUGGGAGGAUUUGCAGGCACCAUGCGUCCUACGAUGUCCUGGAGGUACUUUUGCUCAUCCGCCGAGUCGCCGAUGUCGAAAGCCCCCUGCGGCACCUGUGAAGACAUUCUACCUCCAGUUCAAAUUCCGCAGCACCUUUCAGGACUUCGUGGGAGAUACGAUCAUUCAGGAGUCUGUGCUGAACACAACUGCCUUUGUUUUGGGCUUGGCGUUGUCCGACGUUCGAGGCUACAAGAUGGAAGCUGUGGAGGAAGAGUAUGGCAUAGUGGUUGGGAAUGGCCCUCCUUUACUGUCGGUGGAGGUUAUCUCGCCUUUUCUGUCGAAGGAUGAAGCCGACCAGAUCUCAAUGAACACUUGGUUCGGGGCAUUCGAGGUUCCCGUGGAUGAGGUCAAAAGCUUCACAUGGGAUCAAAUGCACCCUCCUUUGCCACCCUUGCCAGUGCCACCAUUCUUGCCCACCUGGGCGUGGGGCCUGGGAACGUCGGCAAGUGCAGCAAUUUUGCUGCUGUUGCCCGUCUACUGCUGCUAUUUCCGGAGGUUGGCUAACACAAGGCGCAAGUACAGACCAGCUGCUGGUGUUGAUCCUACCUUCAUGGAGCGAGUUGUCAAUGAGUCAGAUGCGCGACUUGUGCAGCGCUUCGUCGCACGGGACAGUGGCGCCCAGCUAAUGCGAGAAGCUGACUGA
Messenger RNA from Symbiodinium pilosum, 798 nucleotides. Lineage: Eukaryota; Dinophyceae; Suessiales; Symbiodiniaceae. The record is from the annotation of a GenBank genome assembly.